Messenger RNA from Dovyalis caffra, 228 nucleotides. NCBI's taxonomy places the organism in Eukaryota, Viridiplantae, Streptophyta, Magnoliopsida, Malpighiales, Salicaceae. The record is from the annotation of a GenBank genome assembly.
AUGGAUGCAGGGGAUGAUGGGCGCAUUCGAACAGUGAGGGGUGUCCAACUCCUUAGGCCCAGACAGUCCAACAUUUCGGGCUUCGAGCCCCUUAUUAGAGAUGGGCCAGGAUUGAGUGAGUACAGGCCUUAUGGCCUGCAGAAGUGGGCCAACAUGGGAUCUUGUGGUUCUUUCAUUGGUGGACCGCGGAUUGGAUUAUCAAGGAGAAAAGCAACAAGAGCUGCUUAA